Pochonia chlamydosporia 170 is the source of this 1461-nucleotide messenger RNA. Its product is annotated as cell surface protein. Lineage: Eukaryota; Fungi; Ascomycota; Sordariomycetes; Hypocreales; Clavicipitaceae. Bases 1 to 1461 code for a protein of 486 amino acids. The transcript has 2 exons. The record is from RefSeq and is a predicted model, not a curated record.
AUGUCUUCCAUUGUCAACAAAGUCAAGGACGCUCUCCACUCCGACAAGGACAAGACUACACACCAGGAGGGAACUCACUCGUCGACACAUCCCACAGGCACUCACACCACCACCGGUACUGCUGAGCCACGCAUUCACUCCACACAUGAUACCACUACGACUGGUGGCCUAGGUGGUGCGACGGGAACUCAUAAUACCGUUGGCGGCACUGACAACUACACCUAUGGCACUGGCGCCAACCGUGGCGCUUCCGGCCCUGCUUCCAAGACCGAUGGUCCUCACAACUCUAAUCUCAUGAACAAGGCUGAUCCUCGUGUCGACUCAGACCGCGAUCACAGCAAAAACAUGGGAAUGAACCCUCAGGGCAGUGCCACCACCGGUACCGGUGCUGGUGCUGUCAAGGACCAUCCUGGCCACACUGUCCGCGGUGAUGAAGCUGGCUUCGCUGGAACAACUACCGGAACUGGUAUUGGUGGUGCCCAGCAUCACAGUGGUGUCGCCGGCACUACUGGAUCUUCUACCUUUGGCAACACAGGUCUGAACCGCGGCCCUGGCGGUCCCGCCACUCAUACCGACGGUCCUCACAACUCCAACCUCAUGAACAAGACCGAUCCUCGUGUGGACUCUGACCGCGACCACAGCCGCAACAUGGGUGUUAACCCUCACGGAACUGCCAGCACCGGCAUGACGGGUACCACUGGCACAACCGGCACAACUGGUGCCUUUGGCUCACAUGGAACUCACACUCAUGGCACCACUGGCACCGGCACCGGCGACAAUGCUGCCUUCUUUACCAGUGGUGCUACUGGCGCUACCGGUGUCAACCGCGGCGUUGAUGGUCCGGCAACCCGCACCGAUGGCCCUCAUAACUCCAAUCUCUUGAACAAGACCGAUCCUCGUGUUGACUCUGACCGAGACCACAGCCGAAACCUGGGUGCUAACCCUCAUGGAACAGCGACCACUGGCACUACUGGCACCACCGGUAUGACAGGCAUGACUGGUACCUCCGGCACCCAUGGCACUCACACCGGCACUCAUGGUGCUGCUGUUGGAACAACUGGUAUUGCUGGCUCUCAUGGCACUCACACUAGUACCCAUGGCACUCAUACCGGCACUACUGGAACAACGGGCACUCACGGCACUCACGGCACUCACAACACGCUUGCUGGCGCCACUGGCUCCGGCCCCGGCCCAGCUCCCAACACUGCCGGCCCUCACAAGUCCGACAUGAUGAACAAGGUCGAUCCUCGAGUCGACAGCAACCUAGACGGCAGCAAGACCGUUGGCGGUGACAAGACGAGCGAGUCUAUGGCACACAAGGAUCCUACAGAUGCGGCGCAGGUUCCACCUUCAGUUUUGCAGAAGCAUAUUGGUACUCCGUCGGUUGAGCAUGCUGAUGAAGGGCACGACCGAGCUAAGAGACAUAGCAUCUCACACCAGGAGCAGCACCGCGGUUUGUAA